UCCGUAACUCUGUCCGUCUGCCCAUACCCCUUUCUCCGACCAGUCAUGAGCAACCCCGGAAUCGCUCACAUAUGGUCAACUAUCAAGAAGAGGAAGAUGGCCGAUCCCUCAUAUACUUUCUUAAAGUAUGCCACUGCCCACAGGGACCAGCUGAAAUUUAUCUUGAAAACGGAAAUCAGCAACCUCGGUCUCAAGUCGUUCUUGGAGUAUCACGACUAUACAGACCCUUCGUCUAA
This is a messenger RNA of Auanema sp. JU1783, 236 nucleotides long. The record is from the annotation of a GenBank genome assembly. Lineage: Eukaryota; Metazoa; Nematoda; Chromadorea; Rhabditida; Rhabditidae.